UUUUAUGCAGCAACUGUCCCAGGAGAAGACAGAGACCCUGGCCUCCCUGGAGGACACCAGGAACACCAAUGCAAACUUGCAGAAUGAGAUCGAUUUCCUGAAUUCCGUGAUCGUGGACCUCCAAAGAAAGAAUCAGGACCUCAAGAUGAAAGUGGAGAUGAUAUCCGAGGUGGCUCUCGACGGGAACGGGGACGACUCAACAAUUACGACGACAACUUCGGCCCGGCCACCCCAUUCUCUGCACUGUGCAGCAAUCACCAGCACUUGAAGGAUGACAUAACCAGCUAUUUGUGAAACACCUAGAAUAACCAUUUUACU
Messenger RNA from Sorex fumeus (smoky shrew), 318 nucleotides. Its product is annotated as CAP-Gly domain-containing linker protein 1-like. NCBI's taxonomy places the organism in Eukaryota, Metazoa, Chordata, Mammalia, Eulipotyphla, Soricidae. The record is from RefSeq and is a predicted model, not a curated record. The transcript has 2 exons. The coding region runs from base 5 to 268 and encodes 87 amino acids.